Molecule: messenger RNA, 3652 nt
Organism: Lindgomyces ingoldianus
Lineage: Eukaryota; Fungi; Ascomycota; Dothideomycetes; Pleosporales; Lindgomycetaceae
Exons: 1
Coding region: 81-3332 (1083 amino acids)
Source: RefSeq, a predicted model, not a curated record
GGACAACACCACGGAGUCCCCCUUUACAGCAUCAGUCUCUCACUCACCAGCGGGUAGCCUCCCGCUCCAUCUUGCUUGCCAUGGCUGCCUCGGCCUCACCCACGGCAAUGUCACACCCAAUUCCCCUCCGUUCUCCCGACAGCCCAACGGUCGGCCUCGCCCAUCCGACGCCUGAUAUCGGGCCAUAUACCAGCAACAUUGAGAGGCUGGAGGAACAUGCAGAGCGGAUGAGCUCUCGAGGAUCCGAUAUCGGCGAGGAAAUCCGGAAGUUGCAGCGCGAGCAGAAGUUAUCAGACAGCCGCAGGUCGUCACUGCAUUCAGGUGUUACUGAGGAAGGGGCGAGGCCCUUCAGCUCGAGAAGCCGCAACGCCUCAACUAGCUCGUAUGCAAACUCAAUCGUAGACGUCAAUGGUGCGGCACGGUGGGGCGGUUACUCUCCUGGGGCCUUCGUCACUUCCCCGGUGGGGUCCCUCCGCUCCGCAACUUCCUUCAACCAGACACAGUUGCAGCGGCAGCGCUCGGGAUCAAGGGCAUCGCGACUCGGCCAGGUUGUGCACACCGAAGAAGACGAUGGCGAGCCGCAAGCUCAUCGCAGUAGCCCUGGCUCACCACAGUCACACAUAUCCGCUUCCGGACAGCAUUCCGUGUCGUCCUUCACAAAAACGCACGACCAGAUGAUACAGGAGAUUCAGGAUGGUCUCCAACAUGUCCCUUCCCAUGAUCAACACGUGGAGCACAUGCAGCAGGAGCGCUUCAUGGACGAGCACGACUACCCAGAUCGGCCGGCGACCGCAGCUUCCACCGACACAUCCCACCAGGCCCGAACACUGUGGCAGGACUUCGACGGGGCGCACUGUCCCGAUACUGUCUAUGAGGAAGAACCCGAGCCGCCCUCCGGAGGUGGCAGCCGGAACUCGUCCCUGUUGAGGUCUGUUCCUGACCUCCCGCCCCAAGUCGUGCCUCCCCCCGGGGAGAAUAUGGUCUUCUACCCCGCCCCAGUCCCCAAGAUGCUUAAUCUCCCCAAGCGUCUCUCACAGAUGCCAGCCGCCAACGUCCAGGCCCGGCGACGCACCCAGUUGCUGGAGUCUAUGCAAACAGACAACAGGAAGUCUGCAGCUUGGCUGCCGGAUGAUGUCGGAGCAGAGGCUUCCAAGCAGAACAGAAAGAGUAGGAUGAGUCUGGCGAACCUGCCUCCUCAACUGCGAGCGAGUGCUUACUUCGAUCAAGUUGGGCCCGCUCAAGAGUUUGAGGUCAAAGGUGAAUCCGCUGAAGACACACUUGACAGUAUCUUAGAUGCUUCCGCACACGCACCUGUUUCUGCUUUCACUGAUCAUCCAUUUGUCGGUCACGCAGGUGCCGAUAUCUAUGCGAGUGAGCAUACCCGGAAACCCUCCAAGAGCACUGAGCAGGACAAAGUGGACGCGAGAAAGAGUCGAAGCUCCCUCAACCUUCUAGACACUCGCCGGAACUCAAGCGGCGACCCCUUAAAUAAGUUGAAGAAACGGAACAGCUCCCAAGACUUAAACAGGUUGACUGUCAGGGCCAGCGCCAGCCGAAUGAGCUUAGGGGAUGAGCUUGAUGAUCCAAAUCAAGAAGGAAGAGGCCGCGAAGCAAGGGACGAAAUGACACCAACCGGCCGAUCCGUCGAUGGCGAUCAUAUCGUCCAUCCCGACGAUGAAGUUCAGCGGGAAGAAGAGGCGGAAGUGAAAGAGGAAGAGGAAGAGGAGGAGAAUCAGCAUCUCCAACAUUUUGGCCCUCCAACCACCCUUCUUGCAGAGCUUCAGAUGCGUAAGCAACAACAAAAGAGCCGCAAUUUAACUGCUGCAACCGCAUUUCCAAAUGGAAUGCAUGCCACUUUGCUCCAGCUCGACGCUGUGGCCGAGGUCGAAAAGAAUCGCCGCAAGGGACAAAAGGUCAAUCUUGCUUGGGAAGCUGCUCCUGCCUUAGGAGAUGAAGAUGAUGACUCAGAUGACGAUGUGCCCCUUGGUGUCCUUUUCCCUGCUCGUGAGGGACUAGCGAACAAGAGAACUGGAGCCGCCGCCCAACAGACGUCAGACUGGGAUCGUCCGUUGGGACUUAUCGCGCAGCGCGAGCUCGAGGAUAAUGAGCCACUAAGUCGGCGUCGCACUAGGCUCCUCGGCGUAGAUCCCAACAAAGCCAGAGAUCAUAGCCCGAGCAAGCGCCGGACACAGAUUCCGGAGAUCUCUCUAAGCCAGCAAUAUUUGGCCGACCCUGCUACAUCCACUCCUCAGCCUGAGGAGGAGGAGGACGAUGAAGGGGAGACUCUUGCGCAGCGCCUCCGCCGCCUCAAAAAUCGGCAAACGCUUGAUAACGCUCUUGACACUGAUGUGCGCAAGAGCACUGUCAGCGGUGACUUCGCCGCUGAGAUGUUGAGCCAGCUUGGGGUGUCCCCAGAAGAAGAAAAGCCGAAGAUAUCACCAAUUGCAGGGGAAGGAGAGGAGGAGACCCUUGGCCAACGCCGUGAGCGCUUGCGAGCCGAAGCGGUCGCCCGCGGUGAUGCCAAUCCUUUGGGCAGCCGUCCUCCUCUUCGAGCCUCGAUGAGUAUGGCAGAUAUUCUCUCAGCUCAUCCAGUCGACAACUCCAACGCAGCUCGCAAGGUCUCCGAUGAGCAGUUUUUAUCUGCUUUGCCCCAAGGCAGCCUCCUCCAAAAGAACGAGCUUAAACAGUCCCAAAGACGAGCUAACAUGUUGGAUGCGAACCGACGCAUUUCCAGCUACGGGAGUCUGGAUAAACCCCUUUUAGGAGAUGUCGGAAAGGAGGCACCUGAGCAGCCCAUCGACGCUAAAAUCCAGGCUUACAAGGACAAGAUGUACGGUGAGCGUACUGCAGCAACGCCUCAGACCGCACCACUAUCUGCACCCUCCAUGAUGUUCACCCCUCCAGUAGUGGGCGGCAUGCUUCCAAGCAUGCCAAGCAUGAAUUUCCCAGGACAGCGAGACAGCUACUUCCCCCAAACAAACAUGGGUAUGGCUCCUUUCGGAAUCAAUGCUAUGAAUCCUAUGGGCGUGGCACCCAACGGCUAUGGCCUUCCAGGUGCAAACAUGAUGCCCCAACCGAUGAUGGGCAUGAACAUGGGCAUGAAUAUGGGUAUGAACAUGAGUAUGGGUAUGGGCAUGGGCAUGGGCAUGCCUAUGAAUGGCAUGCAAGGCAUGACAUAUCCUUACCCUCAGGUGGGUGGUAUGCGGCAAUCCUCCAUGGUUAAUUUACCCAUGCAAAUGAACGGAAUGCCUAUGCAACAGUCUCUAGAGCCAGCAAUGGAUCCGAGGCAGAGGGAUAUGGUUGAUCGGUGGAGGCAAUCCAUCCGGCCUUGAGUGGAACCAGUCUUUAAACAGCAUCUUAGAUUGGCGUUUUGACUUUCCUUUUUUUUUUUUUAGCAUACUGACUUGUAUUGGGUACCGGUAGUGCAUUCCAUGGCGUCUAGUCGUUGUCAUGACGGACGGAUUCUGCAUAAAGCGCUCCCGGAAAUGCAUGGAAUACUGGGUAGGACCGGGAAGUGGGGAAAAUAAUGUGAUGAUAACGGAGGAUAUGUUCUUUUAUGUUCUCUUCCAUACUUUUCGGUUCUUAUAGCCUUUAAUUCUCUACCACAAAGUCUACAUUCUAGUUUACAUUGCAUGUCCUGCGGCAUGUCGGC